UUUCAUAAAAGCAUAAGUAGAAGCAUUUUCAUAUGUUGAAAAGGUCGACUUGUUUUUGGUGUGCGUGGAAAAAUGGGAGAAGAUGUAUUUACAGAAAUGCAUCAUUUUCCCCCAGUGGAAAGGAAGAAAAUCAAAAUCCACAUAAAUGGGAAUCUCAUUAUGCUGAAAGUUUCUUUAUUUUUUCUAUAUGGAGCUACUUCCUCCCUGAUGCCCUAUCUGACAAUCCAUAUGCAGAGUAUAGGAAUAAAAAUGGAGGAAAUAGCACUCAUAUACUUGGCUCUGCCUUUCACCACUUUCUUGGCUCCACCCGUGACGGGGUAUCUGGUAGAUAAAUUCGGGAAAUACAAGUCGGUAGUUAUCGUCUCAUUUAUGGCAACUGCUUUCCUUCACCAUUCCUUGUUGUUGAUUCCUCAUCAAGAGACACCUGGAUCAGUACCUUCAGGUUACGUUAUAACACAUCCGAAAAAAUUAUACGUUGAAGUUUGGUGGAGUCCCUGCCCCAGUAGAGAGUGUCCAGCUGAAGAAGAACUCGACGUAGUUUUGGACAUGUGCGUUGAUCAUUGCUUACUUAAGAAAAAAAAGAAAAAGAAUGAAACAAUAACGUUAAAUGGAGAUACAGAUACGGACGACUUAACCUUCCACUUAGCCAAGAAGAAUAGUAAUGGAACGAUCAAAGGGAAUGGUACUGUGGCGCAGUUCACCUUGGAUAUGCACGAAAAUCUUGGAGAUCCAAUCGAACAGUUCGGCAUGUAUUUGGAUUCUUCAGAAGACGACAAGGUGAUGGAACUCAAGAAAAGAUUCACCCCAAAUUUACUGAGGAGAUUUGGUGUAAAUGUACCAGAGUUAGAUGAGAGGGAUCUACGAUGCGGUGGUGUUGUUUUAUCUGCAAACGUCAGCACUCAAGUGAGGUUGAAGAAUUAUUCCAAUGACUGUAUAUUGCAAAAAUGUAACUUCAGGUCAGGGGGACCUGACGUUUGCCCUCCAGAAUUCAAUAAGAGUGAGCCUAAUAUUUUCUGGAUUUAUUUUAUAUUGAGAUUCAUGGCAAACACUAUGAUGACGGCUGGUGUAACAAUCAUGGAUCCUAUAGCUUUGAAUAUGAUCGAAAGAUAUGGUGGAGAUUUUGGCAAAGAGAAAUUAUUUUCGAGUCUAGGAAUGGCUCUAUUUUCGCCUAUCACAGGAAUUCUAAUAGAUAUAAACAGUGAAAAACUUGGUUACACAGAUUAUUCGCCAGCUUUUUACGCACACGAUGCCCUGCUGAUGAUUUCAGCUACAGCAGUUUUCUUGAUGCCUCUAGGAGAUCAACUCCCAGCCGAUAACGUAUUUAAGAAUCUCAGAUUCGUUUUAACCAUACCAUCUAUUGCUAUGUUCAUCAUAGCACUUUGCAUCUUGGGAAACCUGUGGGGUUUCAUCGAAAGUUUUCUCUUUUUCUAUCUGAGAGAUCUUGGUGCCCCCAAUUAUCUUUUAGGAAUAACUGUUACAGUUGGAACAUUGAGCAGUUUACCAUUUCUGUACGGCGCAAAUAGAAUCACGAAGAGGGUUGGACAUAUAAAUAUAGUUAUCAUGGCUUUCUUCGCACAUGCUUUGAGACUUGUAGGAUAUUCAGUUAUUGAGAGCGCUUGGUGGUGUUUUCCUUUUGAGGCUCUUGAAUCCAUAUCAGUACACUUGAUGUGGGUUGCAGCUGCUACGUAUUGUGCCAUAAUUGCUCCCAAAAAUCUCUUAGCGACUUUGAUUGGAAUUCUGGGUAUGGCUCAUUUCAGUAUAGGCAGAGGCAGUGGUAGUUUUUUGGGGGGUUAUAUAAUUGGAAAAGUUGGUAUUCGUCAAGCAUUCCAACUAAUGGGACUUAUGUCGGUUGUUUGUGGAGUACUCUAUGUAAUAGUUCAUUACGUGUGUCUCGCAAAAAUUGAAUUCGAUACCGAUAGGGACGAUGAAGAAAAAAACGGAGAAAUGAGUAAGAUUAACACUGAAACUUCCGAACCGAAAUUCAAAGAUCAAAGCACAAUGGUCAGUCAUGAACGAUUGAGUUUGAUGAUUGAGUAUAAUCAAAUAGGUUCCGUUUCGUCCCUUGGCAAAAGCAGAGAAUAUAGCCUGGGUAUUGAGAAGAACAGUUUUCGAAGAGGAAGUUACACUGUCGACACCAGAGCACGCGGCAGUGCAUCUAAAGUGGAUUUAUUACGGUCUGCAGUUGAGAUCAACAUGAAGAAGUCAUCUAGUAAAAACUUAAGUCGUCACACAGUUAUCACUAAUAGUACCAAGGUUAUACCAGAAGGAAUACCAGUGCCAGUAGAUGAUACAACGGAAUUUUACUACAAUAGAAUAAAGAGCCCUUCAAUUAUAAUAAAUCAAGAUAUGGCCAGAAGCUGAACUCACACGUUUCAGAUCUAACUAACAUAUUUAAAUUUGGAAUGAUAUUGUGCAUUUUUCGAAAUAAACUAUAGGUUGUUAUCAUUCAAUAAAUAAAAGUAGGAAUCAU
This is a messenger RNA of Coccinella septempunctata (seven-spotted ladybird), 2470 nucleotides long. RefSeq lists its product as uncharacterized. The record is from RefSeq and is a predicted model, not a curated record. The coding region runs from base 73 to 2361 and encodes 762 amino acids. Gene Ontology annotation, cellular component: membrane. NCBI's taxonomy places the organism in Eukaryota, Metazoa, Arthropoda, Insecta, Coleoptera, Coccinellidae. The transcript has 5 exons.